AUGGAGUUGACUGCUUUGAAUGGAAGGAUGGCUAGAUGGCAGAUCUUGCUUUCUGAAUUCGACAUAAUGUAUGUGAGUCAGAAGGUCGUGAAAGGGAGCGCAAUAGCUGACUUUUUAGCUAGCAGAGCCUUGGAGGAUUAUGAGUCUUUGAACUUUAAUUUUUCAAAUGAGGAUUUGAUGUAUGUGGUAGCUACUGAAGAAAAUCCCCAAAUGGAUUAUGUGUGGAAGCUAAGUUUUGAUGGAGCCUCAAAUGCUAUGGGUAACAGAAUUGGGGCAAUCCUAGUAUUUCCAAGCGGAGAUCAUUAUCCUUUUGCUAGCAAACUGGAUUUUGAUUGUACGAACAAUAUGACAGAAUAUGAAGCAUGCAUUAUGGGCAUUCGUGCAGCCAUCGAAUGUAAAAUCAAAGUACUAAAAGUGUGUGGGGAUUCUGCAUUGGUGAUAUACCAACUCAAGGGAAAAUGGGAGACAAAAGACCCUAAACUGAUUAGUUAUCGAAGGAUGGUUCUUGAAUUGAUGGACGAGUUUGAUGACAUCACUUUCUGUUACCUUCCGCGAGAUGAGAACCAGAUGGCUGAUGCGUUGGCCACCCUAGCCUCUAUGAUCAGAGUGAACAAGUUAGAUGACAUGAGGCCUAUUCAGAUGAGUAUUUUUGAAACCCCGGCUCAUUGCUAUAGUAUUGAGGAAGAGGAAAAAGAUGAUCAUCCCUGGUACCUGAAUAUAUCGCAAUAUGUAACAACUCGUUAG
Molecule: messenger RNA, 744 nt
Organism: Gossypium raimondii (Peruvian cotton)
Lineage: Eukaryota; Viridiplantae; Streptophyta; Magnoliopsida; Malvales; Malvaceae
Exons: 1
Coding region: 1-744 (247 amino acids)
Molecular function (GO): nucleic acid binding; RNA-DNA hybrid ribonuclease activity
Source: RefSeq, a predicted model, not a curated record